Mycena indigotica is the source of this 1074-nucleotide messenger RNA. RefSeq names its product Forkhead box d1. Gene Ontology annotation, biological process: anatomical structure morphogenesis; regulation of transcription by RNA polymerase II; cell differentiation. Gene Ontology annotation, molecular function: RNA polymerase II cis-regulatory region sequence-specific DNA binding; DNA-binding transcription factor activity, RNA polymerase II-specific. NCBI's taxonomy places the organism in Eukaryota, Fungi, Basidiomycota, Agaricomycetes, Agaricales, Mycenaceae. The record is from RefSeq and is a predicted model, not a curated record. The transcript has 6 exons. Bases 1 to 1074 code for a protein of 357 amino acids.
AUGCAACGAGCCUGGUCCAAUGCUAGCGUCGAAUCACGGCUUCAGUCUGUGUCAUUGACCGACUCUCCUCGUCUAUCGGCCUGGUCCAGCUCCCUCCCAACCUCUCCUGAGCCCGAGCUGAGCUUCGACGACGUGAUCAACUGGCCCAGCGACGAACCCUGUCAAAAUCCAGCGUCCUUCGAUGCGGCUGCCUUCGUUCAACACACAGCCCGCCAUAUAAAAUAUGCAGAAGAGAGUCAUAGCCUUCCUAUGCCUGACCUGUUUGCCCGCCUAUCGCUUGUUGCGUUUCAAGCUCCACGCGCAAUGCAUGCUGACGACCUAACAACACUAUACCGGCACCUCCAAGUGCCAAAAAGGCUGCAAGGCACUGUAACCGCUGCCGCUCGCGUUCUCCUCCGGCAAGGCAUUGACCCUUUGCGUCUCGUAGUCGCGGAACCAGAGCGCAAAAACCAAGUCCCUCAACAUAUCAUCGAGGAGGAAUGUCGGCACUUGCAUAGUGCCAACAUCUAUCCCGAUAACACGGCCUACUUGCGUCGUCGACUGAAAAUGCCCCACGACCUCGAGUUGCACCCGGACCUUUUCAUGAACGUCGAAGGCUUUCCUCUCUGGCUUCUGAUCUCACUGGCAAUCUACUUCAGCACCUACCAAAUGCUCACAUUGCAGGGCAUCAUUCGUGCCAUAUCACAACAGUUUAAUCUCGACCGCCGGGAUACCAAGUGGCAUAACACCAUACGUCACACUCUCUCGCUGUACAGCAUCUUUCGCCACGUACCACGCCCAUUUGGUGGAGGCAAAGCAGGUUAUUGGACUGUUGAUUUCUCGGAAGGGGAGGGGUAUAAGCGUGAUCGCAAACGUAAAACCCCAGCUCAACCAAGGAAAAGAGCGCGCAAGGGCAGCAAAGACGCUGACUAUGUCGGCCCCAUCCAUGCUCUACCCAUAAUUGCUCCACAGCCCCCGGUCUUCGACUCUGUGGUUAAGCAAGAGGGUCAAUCCCCCCCCUCCAAUGGAGCUCUCUCGACGCACUGUUGGACCCAUCCGAAACACUCGGCGAAAAACGCGCACGAGAGCGACUGA